AUGGAAAAAUUUUUAUCAUAUAUUCGCAAUUUUUUAUAUGUAAAAUAUGAAUUUAUUGUAAUUAUUGCAACUUGUCAACCUGAAGGGCGUCAUUUGUCUGAUUUGAAUGCUAUAUGGGUUGCUCGAAAUCAAUUUAUUUUUCUUGAUAAAAAAGAUUAUAUUGUUGGUACACGUCAUUUAUUAAUUCGUGAAAAUUAUGAUAUUAUUUUAUAUGAUGCUCAACAAAAGCGCUCAUUAACAAAAGUUCAACCAAAAUUAGAUGGUAAAGAUUGUUGGGAAAAAUUAACUUUUAUUUAUUUACAAGAUCAGAUUCCAAUGCUAUUAGGAGAUGUUGAAGAAUGCAUUAAACUUCUUAGACAAAGAAAUCAAACUAAAAGUCCUGAAAUCUAG
Messenger RNA from Rotaria sp. Silwood1, 390 nucleotides. Lineage: Eukaryota; Metazoa; Rotifera; Eurotatoria; Philodinida; Philodinidae. The record is from the annotation of a GenBank genome assembly.